UGGGCCCGCAGAGGCAGGAAAUCGGGGCUGGUCCCGGGCGGCGGUCAGCCCUGUCCCAUCUCAGCUCCACCGCGCCUUCCCUACUCCACCCCCUGCCCCCGGGCCUCGCCAUGGACGCAGCUGAGACAGACUUAACCCCAGCUCCCGAGGGCAGAAAGAGGUACAGUGACAUCUUCCAGAGCCUGGACAACCUCGAGAUAUCACUGGGGAACGUGACUUUCGACCACCUGGCUGGAGACCUUGUACUCAGAGAGGACCUGGAGCCUGACAAGGCUGCCACAGCCACAGUGGUGACUGAGGAGAGCAAUGAAGCCAGUUGUUGGAGUGAUCCCUCCCCAGAAGGUCCUGUACCCCUCACAGAGGAAGAACUAGACCUGCGACUCAUUCGGACCAAGGGUGGUGUGGAUGCUGCCCUAGAGUAUGCCAAGGCAUGGGGCCGCUAUGCCAAGGAGCUGCUGGCUUGGACAGACAAGAGAGCCAACUAUGAACUUGAGUUUGCUAAGAAUAUCAUGAAGAUUGCUGAGGCUGGCAAGGUGUCCAUCCUCCAGCAGAGCCAAAUGCCACUCCAGUACAUCUACACCUUGUUUCUGGAACAUGACCUCAGCUUGGGAGCCCUGGCCAUGGAAACGGUGGCCCGGCAGAAGAGAGACUACUACCAGCCUCUGGUGGCCAAAAGGAUGGAAAUUGAGAAGUGGAGGAAGGAGUUCAAGGAGCAGUGGCUGAGGGAGCAGAAGCGCAUGAACGAGGCGGUGCAGGCACUGCGGCGCUCCCAGCUCCAGUACAUUCAACGCAGAGAGGACCUGUGGGCACGCUCCCAGGGGUCCCCUGAGGACCCUCCUCCCCAGGCGUCUCCCGGAUCCAGCAAGCAGCAGGAGCGUAGACGGCGUUCCCGAGAGGAGGCGCAGGCCAAGGCACGAGAGGCAGAGGCUCUGUAUCAGGCUUGCGUCCGGGAGGCCAACGCGCGCCAGCAGGAUCUGGAGACCACCAAGCGGCGCAUAGUGUCACAUGUACGCAAGCUGGUGUUGCAAGGAGACGAAGUGCUUAGGCGGGUGACCCUGGGACUGUUUGAGUUGCGAGGCGCCCAGGCUGAGCGAGGACCUCGUGCCUUCUCUGCGCUGGCUGAGUGCUGUGCGCCCUUUGAACCUGGUCAGCGCUACCAGGAGUUCGUGCGGGGGCUGCAGCCCGGGGCCCCGCCACCGCCAUCUCCCGCCUUCUGCUUCCAGGAGGUCGCGCCUGUGGUGCACAGUUCCCCUCAGGACACAAAAAAGUUUUCAGGGCCCUUACCUCCAAAGCUGGAGGAGGGUUCCUCUGAGCCUGGCCCUUGGGAGGAUGCCAGCUUAGGCAGCCAGGGGAUUCCAGGCCCCACUCCAGGCAGUGAUGUGGACAGUGUAGGCGGUGGCAGUGAGUCCCGCUCCUUGGAUUCUCCUACUUCCAGCCCAGGCACUGCCACUCGGCGGCUUGUGAAGGCGCCAUCUACAGGCACAGAGUCCUCCGAUGACUUUGAGGAGCGAGACCCUGAGCUGGGGGAUGGGUUGGAGAACGGAGUAGGCAGCCCCUUGAGGAAGUGGAUACUGUCCACAGCCGCUCAGACCCACCGGCUACGGCGGCUGCGAGGCCCAGCCAAGUGCAGAGAAUGUGAAACCUUCAUGGUCAGCGGGAUGGAGUGUGAAGAGUGCUUUUUGACCUGCCACAAGCGCUGCCUGGAAACCCUCCUCAUCCUCUGUGGACACCGGCGGCUUCCAGCUCGGAUGCCUCUCUUUGGGGUUGACUUCCUACAACUCCCCAGAGAUUUUCCUGAGGAGGUGCCCUUUGUGAUUACCAGAUGCACAGCUGAGAUAGAGCACCGUGCCCUGGGCCUGCAGGGUAUCUAUCGGGUCAGCGGGUCUCGGGUGCGCGUGGAGCGGCUGUGCCAGGCCUUUGAGAACGGCCGAGCACUGGUGGAGCUGUCGGGAAACUCUCCUCAUGAUAUCACCAGUGUCCUCAAACGAUUCCUUCAGGAGCUCACUGAUCCCGUGGUCCCCUUCCACUUCUACGACGCCUUCAUCUCUCUGGCAAAGACCCUGCAUGCAGCCCCUGGGGACGACCCUGGGCCCCCCAGCCCCAGCCCUGAGACUAUCCGCUCGCUGAAGACCCUCUUGGUGCAGCUGCCUGACUCUAACUACAGCACCCUGCGGCACCUGGUGGCCCAUCUGUUCAGGGUAGCCGCUCGGUUUGAAGAAAACAAGAUGUCUGCCAACAAUUUGGGAAUCGUAUUUGGGCCUACGCUGCUGCGGCCACCAGAUGGACCCAGGGCCACCAGUGCCAGCCCUGUGGCCUGUCUGCUGGACUCCGGUCACCAGGCUCACCUUGUGGAGUUCCUCAUUGUGCACUAUGAGCAGAUCUUCGGGAUGGAUGAGCUCCCGCUGGCCUCUGAGCCCCUGAUCCAAGACCCUGGCCUGGCUCCUUCACUCCUUGAAUCCACUCCCCAGCACCCGGCCCCACUUCUUGCCCAAGACACACAGUCUCUGACCAGAGCCUCAGACUCUAGCCCAGACCCCAAACACCACAGUGCCCUGGAGAAGCGUCCCGAGAGCACACCUCCUGAGACUGCAACUCUGCAGAUGGACCAAAGGGAAGAGGAGGAGGAGGAGGAGGAGGAGGAGGAGGAGGACAUCAGAGAUGGGGAAGGGCCCAGCCGCAACCCUGAGGACUUACUCCUGGGACCACAGUCCCGGGGCCACUUCAGCCGCCAGCCGGUGAAGUAUUCCUGGGGAGGUGUACGGCCAGUCACACAUCAACUGUCCAGCCUGGCUCUGGUGGCUUCCAAGCUGUGUGAGGAGACUCCUGUCACUGUCUCGGCAGUGCACUAUGGUAGUCUGAGGGGACGAGGCCUGGGCCCUGCUGCCACUCCCCCUGAAGGCAGCACCAUGCGACGGAACCCUCUGCCUAAGCACUUUGAGAUCACCCAGGAGACAGCCCGGCUGCUCUCCAAGCUGGACAGUGAGGCUGUGUCCAGGGCUACCUGUUGCACUGACCCAGAGCCUGAGGAAUCUGAGCAUCUCUGACUACCUGAGGGACCCAGAAUUGAGUCGAAGGCCCUAUGUAUCUCCCUACCUGCCCCCACCUGGUGACCAAACUAAUCCAGUGGGGCGUGGGGAGAGAUGGGGUUAUCAGUGAGCUCACGGAAGGAAGACUGAGCAGCCUGUGGAAGUUCUAAGACUCUUGAAGUGUACCAACAUCUCCCUGCCAGGGCGGUAUAAAACAGCAAGGUGGCACAGGUGCUGGCGACUCAGGGUGACACUCAGUGGUCAGUACAGGCUGGAAGAUCCUUGGGGUCUACCCCGGUCUCUGCCUUCUGAGACAGUAUCUGACUUCUAUCACAGUUGGAUUCCUGGCCCUGCUGCCACUUACCUGCGGGCUGAUUCCAGGUGAAUAGGUCGGUGCAAUCAGCCCCAUCACCUUCUUUGAUUACUUACUUUCUUUCUUUUUUUGUUGUUUGUUUGUUUUGAGACAAGCUUUCAUUAUGUAGCUCUGGCUGGUCUGGAGCUCCUUUUGCAAACCAGGCUGGCCUAGAACUCUCAGAAAUCCUCUGCUCCCAAGUACUGGCCAAGUCUCAGUUCUUACAACCUCUCAAUGAAACCAUAUUCUGCAGCCGGUGGGAUGGCUGAGCACAAUCUUCCAGACCGGUGUGGUGGAAGGAGAGAACCCAGUCCUGAAAAUUGUCUGAAAAUUUAAUUAAUUGUUAACUUUAAAAAAAAAAAAAUCAGACUUGUGGUGACACGCCUUUAAUCCCAGGCAGAGGCAGGCGCAUUCCUGAGUUCAAGGCCAGCCUGGUCUACAGAGUGAGUUCCAGGACAGCCAGGAGAAAAACCCUGUGUCAAAAAAACUAAAAUAAAAUAAAUCCAGUA
Psammomys obesus (fat sand rat) is the source of this 3887-nucleotide messenger RNA. It is a transcript of the gene Gmip, whose product is annotated as GEM interacting protein. The transcript is spliced from 21 exons. The record is from RefSeq and is a predicted model, not a curated record. Gene Ontology annotation, molecular function: GTPase activator activity. Bases 111 to 3044 code for a protein of 977 amino acids. Gene Ontology annotation, biological process: activation of GTPase activity; signal transduction; negative regulation of GTPase activity. Gene Ontology annotation, cellular component: plasma membrane. Lineage: Eukaryota; Metazoa; Chordata; Mammalia; Rodentia; Muridae.